AUGGAAAAAUUAACAAGUUUCAGCGUCUUCGGUGAGAGUAAUAAUGUCGAAUUAGAACAGAAAACUGAUCAGACAACAACUGACAUUGAAAUCAAAAAAAGGCCAUGGAGGUUUCGUGUAGAAGUUUCGCCACUGGCGGGAAGCUACAUUGGAAUAAAAAAGGAAGAGGAAAUUUAUAUAGCUGAAAGAGUGCCCGCGGUCUCGCCUACAGAAGUCAAAGUAAUCGUCCAUGCUCACAAUCAAGUGCACAUCAGGUUCAAACCAAUUCCAAAUAUCGCACUUUAUGGUGAAGAUAAAGGUUGCAAGGUCGAAGUUUGCGAAAAGGAAAAUAUUCAAGCAUGUAUGACAGUUAUUGCUCAGCCACAGACAGGAGAAGUGAAGCUUGAGAGACUACAGUCAUCAAAAGCAUACAGCGUACGAGCCGCUUGUUCUACAAAUAUUGGCUUUGGACCUUAUAGCAACUGGAUUGCCUUUGACAAUGCUGCGACGACAAUAGAGCAAACAAAAAAGAAGACUACAAAAAAGGCAAUUUCCGAACGUGUCAAACAGGAUGAUGAUCCGAUGAUUGAACUAGAAAUGCACGACGGCUUCAACUUGAUAAUAACAUGGAAUUUCAAAACUUCAGAUGGUUCAAAUUACGACUUAAAGUUAAUUAAAAAAUUUUUCCUCCGUCAGUUUGUAAAGGAAAGGGGAGCUGAGUUCUACACCAAUAAAACUCUUGUCAGUGAUGCAAGUCUCAAAGAAUAUAGCUUUGGGGUAACCUUUUUGCUAUUUUAG
Molecule: messenger RNA, 777 nt
Organism: Cylicocyclus nassatus
Lineage: Eukaryota; Metazoa; Nematoda; Chromadorea; Rhabditida; Strongylidae
Source: the annotation of a GenBank genome assembly